Molecule: messenger RNA, 4392 nt
Organism: Ctenocephalides felis (cat flea)
Lineage: Eukaryota; Metazoa; Arthropoda; Insecta; Siphonaptera; Pulicidae
Exons: 24
Coding region: 194-4231 (1345 amino acids)
Biological process (GO): protein desumoylation
Cellular component (GO): cytoplasm; nucleus
Molecular function (GO): SUMO-specific endopeptidase activity
Source: RefSeq, a predicted model, not a curated record
UGUAUUAAUAUUAUAAUACAGUGUUGUUAGUAGUGAACAUUUUUAGAAAUGUUGAGGAAGGUGUUAGGCGAAAUAAUUAUGAGGAUUAUUUAAUAUUCGUUCUCAAGAAUGGUACAUUUUGAUGGAUUAAGGUUAUCAUCACGUAGGAUUGAGUGUUUUUCAACUAUUGCGCUCCGAAUUUAUCGACUUCUAAAUGGAGAAUAAUUAUUUUCAAAUGGUAAAACCCCCAACAGAGCAAAGUGUGACUGCAGAUGAGUUCAAGCAAUAUUAUUCUAAUACACCUUGUCUCGAUGCUCCGCAUGUACAGUAUGUUAUUAACUCUGAGGACCAGCAGUUCUUACGUCCCCAGAUAAUUCUUGCUCAAGAUACUAAUAUAGUUAAUUCUGAAUCAUCCCAAGUAAUAGUAGAUCAAGCUCGUUAUAAUGCUGAAGGUGUUCAACGAACAGCACAUGUACAAAAUUUUAUUGAAAGAAACUCUGACAAUUUUCAUGCUGUUCGGCAGAUUCAGUACACCAAUCAAGAAGAAAACAUAGAGCGAAUAGUGUUACAUCAACAAAAUCAACAGCAGCAAAGAGUACAACAUCACAUAGUGCAGCAGCAUAUUGCAACAUCUGAACAACAUACAAAUCAUCAUGUGAUGCAAGGAAUUGUGUUUCCACAUCAGGCACUAUUAGUUCAGAGGGGCACACAGCAAAUACUAACUCAACAGCAAUCUCAAGAACAUAUCAACAAUACACAACAGCGGCAGCCAAUUCGUGUGUAUCAGCCUGAUCCGCAGCCAACAAGAAUUAUAUAUGAACAGCCAUCCACUGUUGCUUACAAGCCGGUGCCAAUAAAUGUUCCUCAGGCAGUGACUGUAGAAUUUAAUCACAAUGCCAAUGAGGUUCAGAAUCAACCAGACCAUGUUGUGGAGCAUAUUUCACAACAAGAAAUGAGAGAUUCACAAACUUCACCACUACACUCAGCAAGGUUGAUGGAUAGCUCAGUUCAGUUUGUUCAGCAUCAUUCAUUGACACAACAAACAACACAUCAGCAGCCAAGAAUGAUAAUGGCAUCACCUGGACUCAUAUCAAUGCCUGGGCAGGUUUUAACACAACAACGAGCUCCUCAUGGCUGUCAAGCACAACAGAAUCAUAAUAUGCAGAAUAAGCUCAGGCCUACCACCCCUAGCAACAACAAUUGUGUCAGACUGAGGAAUAUAACACCACCUUCACAAACAUAUUUUAAACAGAUACGUGCUCCUCAAGCUACUGUGAAGAAACAAGUUGUUUCUCCUGCAAAGAAUGAGUCACAUCAGUUAGUGAUUCAAGUGAAACAGUCACGAAAUACACCUGAAAAUCAAUUGAAUGAUCUUGAUCUUGAAGAUAGCAUAACUGCCGCAGUUGUUCAGAAAGUUCCUGGAAAUAGUCAACAGGUCAUCAACAGACAACUGAAUAAUGCAGAUACUGCCAGUACUAACGUUAACACUCCAAAUUCUUGUCAACAAAGACCGGAAGCUAGAAUGCCUAAAAAUUGUUCCAGACCUAAAACUACUAAAAAAAGUACACAUCAAAAUGCGUAUACGUCAUUCCAUGACCUAGCAAAACAAGACCAGGAAACUCAGGAUAAUAACAUUCAGCAGCAACAGCAGCAAUUAGCUCAGCAACAAAAUGAACCUCGCAGAGACACUGCAAGAAUGCUGGUCAUUCUGCAGAGUAGAGAACAAAGAUUGAUAACUUUUACUUUACCUAAAGAGACAUGUGCUGUUCAAGAUCUGUUAGACCAGGUUGGUAUUCCUUACUCACCCAAUACUGAUAUACAGUGCGUAAUGAACCCUGGAACUGACAUUGAUUACAUUGUCACCGUUGGAAAUGUAGAGGUGCCACACCAUUCGCAGCCAGAAAUUAAUUCACCGGAAAAGGUUCCUGAGAUAUGCAAAUCGCCUGAGCCACCGAAAGAGGAUCCACCAAAAUAUAUUGAAGGCAUGUUAGCUUUAUGUAAAUUUUGUGGUUAUACAGGAGUUGACUUCAGUAAAUGUCAAAGAUGUAAACGGAAAUUUGCCGAGGAGCCGAAAUCUAUACCGCAAACACCUCUCAAUAAAAAAGACAACAAAGACUCCAUAUUAUCUCGAAAAAUACCAUACAAAGAUAAUUUAAGUUCAAGGUUUCCUAAAGACAAUCUAAGAAGAGCUAAAAAGACGAGAAGGGACCCAGAACCAGAAGUGUUAACUUUAAGUUCUGACGAAGAGGGCUCUAAACCUGAUCAGGUUGAAAAUAAUUCAUUAGAUUAUGAAGGUCCGAGCCAAGUUCAUUUAAAAGAACCAGUCAUGACUCCCGAUAUGGAAAAAGAUAUGAAAGUUCCUGUACGACGGGAUUCAGUCGAUAUUUGUGGAGGAGUAACAUUCACUGUUGUAGAAUGUCGGUUAAUGAGAAUUGGUUCUUAUAAAUGCACACCUAUAGAAAAAGUAGUAUUUAAUUCCAAAGGGAUAAGAAUAGCAGCUUUUACGGUUUUUGAUAAUUCUAAAAAGGAGAUACUAAACAUCCAACACAGAGAAAUCUUAAAGGUGUUGAUACAUUUUGGAAGAACACCAAUUAUAUUCAUAUAUCUGCUGCCUUCCUGUGCCCUAUAUAUUCGUAAUAAGCUAAACAUGGGGGAUCCAAAAGAUGGAAUUUAUUUUGAUAGUUGUGCAGCUGAAGAAAUAUACAAAAGGAUCAUCUUAAUACCUUCUAGUUUUCCAGAUGAUUUUCAGAAAACUAUAUAUCAGCUAUAUGGCAAACCAAACAAUAUUUUAGAUGAAUUAACAAGGCGAGAAGUAGAUGAAAUAUUAACCAAAAUUAAAUUACGUGACAGACCUAUUGAUUACGGACCUCUGGCAAAUGAAAUACGACAAAUUCUUAUUUAUCCUCCUGGUAAAGGUGGUAUACCUAUCAAUACAGAAGAUUAUGGAAGUUUGGCACAAGACCAAUUCUUAAAUGAUGUAAUAAUAGAUUUUUAUUUAAAAUAUCUAUGUAAGGAAAUACUUUCUGAAGAAAUGAGAAAUAAGACUCAUGUUUUUAGUUCAUUUUUUUAUAAAAGAUUGACUACUAAAGUAGAAAAACCUAAUUCCAGAAUGGAAAAUAUUGAUUUAAAAUUAACCUCAGCCCAAAAGCGCCACAAUAGGGUGAAAAAUUGGACCAAGAAUGUAAACAUUUUUGAAAAGGAUUUCAUUGUAAUACCUAUUAAUGAGAGCUCACAUUGGUUUUUAGCGAUAAUAUGUUUUCCGGGGUUAAAGGGUCCACACACAAUGAUGGGUAACAAACCAGUAGAAGAAAAGAAUAACAUUAACAAGAAGAACAAAAAAACUAUAAAAGUCACUGAGGAAUCUCCUUGUGGUCCUGCUGUGAAUAUAAGCAAUAAAUCGGUGAGCAAUCCUAACAAAAAUCUAUUUGGAGAUGAGGAACGAGAUGAAGCAGAUGGAACUGAUAGUGAAUUAGAACACAGCCAAUCUGAUUCAGAAUCAGAUCAAGCAUCCGAGUCUAGUACUAAGUCUGAAUGCAUUAAACAACCGUGUAUUUUAAUAUUCGAUUCACUGGCCGGCGGGGUGUCAAGGCGGCGGGUAGUUGCAACAUUAAGAGAUUACCUUACUUGUGAAUACCAGUCUAGAACAGGAACUAGUGAUUGUUUUACUCGGUAUAAUGUGAGAGGAUGUUGUCCAAAGGUUCCACAACAAAAUAACUUUACUGAUUGCGGCCUAUAUUUGCUGCAAUAUGUAGAACAGUUUUUUAAGGUGCCUAUUACAAAUUAUACAAUUCCAAUAAAAGAACUGGCUAAUUGGUUUGAAGAAAUUGUAGUCACUAGAAAGAGGGAGGAGAUUUCAAACUUGAUUAAGAAACUUGUGUCCGAUUUUAACCCAGAUAGCCUACCAUUACCUGACAUAAGUUUUCCCACGCUAAAUGGUAAAUUAAUUGAAGUUGACAUGCAUGAAGGGGUGGAUGAUUAUGAUGAGCACUUUGCUGAAAUAGAAGAGAUGGAGGAAGAUGAAGAGUUAUAUGAAGAUGAGGAGGCACUAUCUUCUGAAUAUGGCGUUCAAGAGGAAGAAAGUGAGAUAUCAUUAAACGAGAGUGUAAUGUGUGAGUCACAGGCGAGAGGUUUAAAACGUGCUGUGACCAAAGAUAAUAAUGAUUGUGAAAGUGCUCCAGUUCGGAGGCGUUUUAAAAUACAUGAGGAAGAUAAAAAAUUAUUUAAUGGUCGUGAGAAGUUUAGAUACUCUUAAUCGGAUGUUAUAGACUUAUGAGAAUUUUCAAAAUUACUAGUGAUGACUAUUGUAUAAAUAGGUUAUAUACAAUUUUAAUUAUGUAGAAAAUAUCAAUCAUGAAUAAUUUAAUAUUAUUAGUAUCUUUUUCAACAGUUUAUACUGAUGUAUGGUUUUUAGUG